Molecule: messenger RNA, 1433 nt
Organism: Spodoptera littoralis (African cotton leafworm)
Lineage: Eukaryota; Metazoa; Arthropoda; Insecta; Lepidoptera; Noctuidae
Source: the annotation of a GenBank genome assembly
CCUUAAUAUGGUGGUACACUUACUUAUUUCUCACUUAUUGUUGAGUUUCUUAUAAGCACCACAUGUUUUAAAACAUCUAAGAAAAAAUGGAAAUAAAAUCAGACAUUCUGACACAGAAAAAAUACAAAACCUUCAAUGAUACCUUCAAAUUGUGCGCCUUUUCCCUAGCUUUCGCUUUCCUGUAUCCCAACAGGAACACAGCCGUCAAGAGGUGUAUCACCAUCACUCUGAUUGUCACCUUCUGUGGUGGCCAACUCUUCUGGUUUAUCACCUACACCUUCAAAUGCCUCUACACCUUAGACCUCUACAAUUUCGCCAGAAACAUGACUCUGGCAGUCGUUCUUAUUCUGUUUUUCAUCAAAACGUAUUAUGCUAUUUAUGCAACUCAAAAAUUUGCAACACUACUGGACAAAAUAUCUGAAGACCUUUUGGAAGCUAAUAAUUUAGGAGAACGACAGCAAAAAUUGUACGAUGAACAUAUCAAAAUAGCUAAAUUUGGGGAGAUAUCCUGGUUAUUGGUACCUGUACUCAUGAGUGCUUUGUUUCCUAUUUAUGCUGGGACCUUGAUGAGUAUUGAGAGCAUCCAGACGGAUGAUUACCAAAGACGCAUGGUACAUGACAUGGAACUUCUUUAUGUGGAAGACAUUCAGAGUGAAACCCCUUUCUUCCAGUGUAUGUUUGCCUAUAACUGCGUCCAAUGCGUAGUUCUUGUUCCCAAUUACUGCGCAUUUGAUGGCUCUUUCUGUAUAGCGACAACACAUAUACAGUUAAAAUUGAAGUUGAUGGUGUUAAAAGUUCAUGAUGCCUUUAAAUAUUCAAAAAAUAAAUAUGAAUUACGAAUGAAAAUGAAUGAGGCAAUCAGAGACCAUCAAGAAGCUUUAGAUUUUUAUGUUCAAUCGCAAAAUGUGUUUGGGCCUUGGUUGUUUGCUGUGUUUAUGCUGACAUCAUUCAUGAUAUCGUUCAACUUGUACCAAAUAUAUUUACUGCAACGGAUAGAUCCCAAAUACACGUCAUUUGGGUUGGUCGGCGUUUUGCACAUUUACUUGCCCUGUCAAUAUGCGAGCUCCUUAACGAAGGUCAGUGAAGAGAUUCCCAACGACUUGUACCUCGUCGACUGGGAAGCAUGGGCAGACCCUAAGGUCACUAAACAGCUGAUCUUCAUGAUCACCAAGGCCCAGAAGGAGAUGAUUCUGACUGGGAUGGGCAUAGUGGUGUUCAAUAUGGAACUAUUUAAGUCUAUUAUGCAAACUUCUUACUCCUUCUUCACUUUGAUUACUGCUUGAAUACCUAAAAUAAAACAAAACCCCUAUUUGAGAAAUCUAUGACACUAUAGUGUGGUUUGUCUAAUUUAAAAAUUCUACUAUUUCUAGUCUCAGCUUUUAAUGUCUACGAUUAUUAUUGUAAGUUAAUUUUAUAGGAUAUAAGCAUAAGCA